This is a messenger RNA of Cynocephalus volans (Philippine flying lemur), 6031 nucleotides long. RefSeq names its product E3 ubiquitin-protein ligase LRSAM1-like. The transcript is spliced from 6 exons. The record is from RefSeq and is a predicted model, not a curated record. Lineage: Eukaryota; Metazoa; Chordata; Mammalia; Dermoptera; Cynocephalidae. Bases 840 to 1127 code for a protein of 95 amino acids.
AGGGCACGCACCGACUUUGAUCUCGCUGGGGUCGAACUUAGGCGGCAUGGCGGAGGCGGAUGGUGUCGGAUGAACCCGGACUCGGGACGACCGAAGAAAGUUGCACCACGACCUCCUGCGAGCCGAAAGCCGGAAGGCCGGAAGCCGCCCGGACCACGCCGGAUGUAGGCGGGACAACGCGGCUCUCGCGAGAACUCCGGCUCCGCCCAUGCCAGCGACGCCCUAGCCGCUGUUUUUCUUGUGUGCAGGCGCCCGAGGCUGACGGCUGGAGGUCCGGCCGUCGCGGUGAGCUGUGGCUGGGAAUCCGGAAGGGGGUUUCGGGGCAGUUCGCCCGGCAGGAGGCAGAGAAGAAGGGGCUGCUCCUGAGGUCCUGCGUCCUGCUGUUCCCACGCACCUUAUCGUGAGGGUCACCCUAGGGUCCCUGUCACCCAACCCCAGGACCUCGCCCCUCCGCUGAAGGGUCCAGGACCCCAGUACUCGGCGGCCGCGGCCUCUCCUACGCCCUUGGUGGUCUGUGCAUUUUACUUAUGAAAUCAGACUACUCGGGUCUAACUCCAGUCCAAGUGCUCGUUGUGCGAUUCGGCGGCUUCCAGUCUCAGACUCCGUCAUCCUGGUCUGCAGGACUUUCUGAGAUCCUGAGUUUCGGUCCCGGCUCCUGCCUUUGGAGGAGACUCAGCUCCGGCUCCGCCAGGGCCCGUACAGGUGGUCUGCGACCCCGCGCCCACGACCCAGUCUUCCGAGUGCUCGGCCUGCCUUCAGGUCCCCCCGCGGACCGGAACGUCGGGACCUCUCCAUCCACAAAGCCAGCAUCCUGAAGAUCACUCUGGGAAAAGGGAAGGAUGCCGCUCUUCUUCCGGAAGCGAAAACCCCGCGGGGAGUCUCGGAAACGCCUUGAGUACCAGAUGUGUCUGGCAAAAGAAGCCGGUGCAGAUGGCAUUCUUGACAUCUCUAAAUGUGAGCUCUCCGAGAUUCCAUUUGAGGCUUUUGUAGCAUGCAAAGUCCUACAGAAAAAGGUGUUGAUUGUCCAUACGAAUCACCUCACUUCCCUGCUUCCUAAAUCCUGCAGCCUCGUGAGUCUUGCGACCAUCAAGGCCUUUGUGUUAUCAGCACCACUCUCUCCAAAGUGAGCCAUGGGCUGCCCCUUAUUCUUGCCUUUCAAACAAGGAAACUGAGGCUAGGAAGGUGCACUGCUUUGAAAGUGAGAGUUCUUUGACUCUUGAGCCCUUGCUCUCUUCCGCUGUCUCCCUCACAGAGCCAGGCUGAGUACCUUGUGUUAGUUGGAUCUGGCUGCUGUUUCAUGUUAUACUAAUGCGUAAGCUCUAUGAGCUUCUAUCUGUGUUUUUUCGGUCAUCUUUUUUCCCCUGAAGUUUCUUGCUUCUCAGCCUGGAAUAGAAAAACCAAGGGCUGUUUAAAACAUUUUUCCAAAUUGGCAGCAUUAGAGCCACCCAUGAUUUGACAAGAGUCACGAAUCUGAGGAGUGAAUGAAGAGACGGCAAGAGAUGGACCCUAGGAAUCAGGCUGAUGGCUCUUUGCUUAUAAAAAUGGGCUCUUUUGGCAACAGCAUCUGCUUACAAAGUCCAGGACGUGAAAUCUGCACACUCCUGGGGAGGGAGCCCACCAACCAGAGGCCAGGAACGGGUUUGUCCAUGGCUCAGAGGGCUGUCUGGCACUCUGGGCUCACUGGAGCAUCCUGUGUACAUAAGCUUCUCCAUGUGCCCGACCGAGCUAUAAAGGAAACAGUCUAACUGCGGCAGUUUGCCCAUGAAGUGUGAGGCAUUCAGCCGCUGCAAACACCAAGUGCCUACUGCCUAGAGGAGGUCAUGUCCAUUGGGGAAGGAGCGAAGUAAACAUGUGAUCACAAGGCAGUGAUAAGUGCUGUGAGGACUUUAUACUCAACCCUGUGUGGGCCAGGAAGGUGGGUCUGUGGGUCCUGGAGUUGGACCCAGGAGAGGGAGCCCAGGUGUCAGUUGAUAGUGGUUCUCUGACCUUGGGGCAUUCACUUCAUUGCUGUGAGCCUCAGUUCCCCCAUUCACACAGCAUUGAUACUGUGGACACUUCUGAGGCCAGGCAGCAGGACUGUGUACUAGCCUGUCCUCCACCUUCCUGACAUCCAGAGCUGGAUGGAGACAGAAUGACUGUUGCCGUGGGUCUGGUGGGCUCGAGUUCACGCCCAGGGAUGGGGUGGCCUCAGCUCGUGAUCCCGUGGGGGCCUCCUGCCAUUUUCCCUCGUCCCUGCGUGGCCUUUCCACUCUCUCUGCAGGAGGUCCUCAGGCCUUACUGACCCUUCUGUCUCUCCUCUGCCUUCUGUAUCUGCAGUGUCCUUUUCACCUUGUUCUAUGUCCCUGAAACCAAAGGAAGGACUUUGGAACAAAUCACAGCGCAUUUUGAGGGAUGAUGAUAUCCCUUUUGUGUGAGUGGCUGUCCCUCCUAGCUGGGCCAGCUUUGGACUUCAGGGGUAAUGGAGCUGGCCUUUGGCUCUGAGCUGAGCCUGAGCCUGGGGCCCCUGACAGUCCAGGCCCUAGGGAAGUCGGGAUCCAGGAGCACAGUCACUGGGAGCCUUGGCCUCCUGGUCCCUCUUUCGUGUCCAGCUCACAGCAGCCUAUACCCAGAGCUGUCAGUAUCACCAGCCUCCGGGUCCAGUUCCUGCUGCUGCUGUGGAGACUCAGGACCAUCUGGCAGAAGCCCUGUGGUCAGCCCUCCCCACGCCACCUCCUUCGUGACACUAAAGCAGCAGGGGUUGGGGGUCUCUUCUUGGCUCCUCAUUUCCUGGCUGGAGAUGCUUUUGGAGGCUGGGUUCUUGGAACCUGGUUGCUCCUCUCCAGUGGCUGCAUUAUCAGGAAGGAACUUUGUCAAAUAAAGAUUUGACUCAGAAAAUCAGGUCAUGACCUCUCUGUGUGAGUCCAGUUUGAGAAGGGUGUAUUCCGUCCUUGUUAAACCAGACCUCUUGGGCCUGCCCAGAACAUCCUAUGCCUUCCUUCUGCUCAGCCAAGCUUGCACUUAGCAUGUGGAGGUCAUUUCUAUCUCUUUCCUUGGGCUCAGGGCCCUGGGUCAUUAGCCAUCAAAUCUUGUUGGGUUUCAAAAAAACACAAAAAGCCUCUUUUUCUGCUGACUUUAAUGGAGCCAGAAGUUUUGUAUAAAUUACUUAUUAUUAUCUAUGUUUAUUGUAUGAAAAUUAGAAAAAAGAUUUAUUUAACAUAACAAAUUAUUUUUAAAGCAGCUUAACCAUCUGUCCUAACUACAUUUUAAAUAUUAGCUCAUUUAUUUGGAUAAAUAAUAAAAUUAUUCACAGCCACCCCUUCCCAGAAAUAACUGUAAAGAUUUUCGUUCCAUCUUGAAAGAUCUGCAACACACAUCUCUGUCUAGUGUCACUGAACAGAAGGGACGAGUCUUCCCAUUUCGAAUCUCCCCUGUCGUCUUCCAGACCGUGCGGUUCCCGUAUGCUUCCACCUUGACAUUCCCCAUUAAGUCAUGUAAUGAGGCCACUUCAUCAAAGAGAGAAGAAAGAAUUGCAGUAUGGGCCAGAGGGGUGGAGAUGGCAGGACUCCAGGGUCAGUUUCCAGUAGAUCCUGCAGCACCUGCUCUCAUUUCAGUAAAAUGUGUGAAACCAGGCACAGGACCCUGGAUGGCUUUCAGCUGCCGCAAACUCCAAAUUCCCUGGGGCCUUCCAGAAGUGGGGCCACAUCCGUGUGCAGGAGCAUCUUCCAUCUCAGUAACCACAUGUCUGCAUUCACAUUCCUGAUGCCUGCGCAGCGGUCCCUUUGUUGGGCUGAGAACCGUAAUGUGUCUCCCUGCGGUAAUAGUAGUAGUAGCGAAUUUUCAAACACUUUUUUUCUUCUCUCCAGACUUGUUAUAAAAGUUAUGUUUAUAUGUGCUUAUUGUAAACCAUUUAACAACAAAAGUACAGUAAAAAUUGAAAGUGUUCCAGUGCUCCCUAAGCCCACUCCCUAAAGUGGAGGCACUUUAAUGACGUGCUGUGCGUUUCCGACUUCCCCAUGCACACAUUUCAUCUGAAACCUGGGGUUUUUCAUCUCACAGUAUAUCUCGAGCACCUUUCCGUGUUCACGCAUACAGAUCUACUGCCGAGUAAAGGUUGCCAAAGAAAAAUUUGACCCAGAAAAUCAAAGGCUGAGACUUCUUUUGUUUGGGCUCCCAAAAGGCAGGGUGGAUUCCAAGUACUCCCCAAUUUUUAUAAGAAUUUAGGUUUACCAACAACAACAAAAAACAUUAGAAACAUUAUGUGACAGACACAUGGGAACUUGUUCUUUUACUGCUUUACUUUCACACUGCAGCCCCUGAUUUUCUAUUCUCUUUCUGGAACUUCUAGUAGAUAUCAUACAUCCUUGUCUUUUCUCUCUUAAUUUUUCACUCAUAUAGUCUAUCUUCUAGUGUCUUUGCUUUGUGUUGUAGGAAUUUUUUUUUUUUUUUACCUCUGGCUCUUCUACCCAAUGUUCUGUUUUGUCCACUAUGUUUUAAAAUAAUUUUGAUCCUUUUAUUGAGACCUGUACUAUGGCCCAGAACAUGGUCUAUCUUGGUGAAUGUUCCAUGUGCACUUGAAAAGAAUGUGUAUUCUGCUGUUGUUGGGUGGAGUGUUCUAUAAUGUCAGUGAGGUCAAGUUGUUUAACAGUGUAGUUCAGAUCUUCUAUGUUAUAAAGGGUUCUCCAGAGAAACAAAACCACUGGGGGGUGUUGGUGUGUGUAGAGAGAGAGAUAUAUACACAUGAACAGAUUUGUUAUAAGAAAUUAUGUUAAGGCCGGCCCGUGGCUCACUCGGUAGAGUGCGGUGCUGAUAACACCAAGGCCACGGGUUCGGAUCCUAUAUAGGGAUGGCCGGUUUGCUCACUGGCUGAGUGUGGUGCUGACAACACCAAGCCAAGGGGUGAGAUCCCCUUACCGGUCAUCUUUAAAAAAAAAAAAAAAAAAAAAAAAAAAAAAAAAAGAAAUUAUGUUAUAAGGACUUUCAGUUAUGGAGGCUGAGAAAUCCCAAGAUCUGCAGGGGAGUUGGCAAGCUGGAGUCACAGAACAGCUGAUGGUGUGAGUUCCGGUCUGAAGGCCAGCAGGCUAUGACACAAGACGAGCAGAUGUUUCGGUUUCAGUCUGAAGGCAGGAAAGACCGAUAUCCCAGCUUUAGGCAGUCAGGCAGGAGGACGUCCCCCUUACUUGCUGAUCAACAUUUCUGAUCUGUUCAGGCCUUCAAUGGAUUGGACGAGGCCUACCACAUUGAGGAGGGCAAUCUGCUUCACUCUGUCAAAUCUUAAUUUCAUCCAAAAACACCUUCACAGAAACACUCCGAAUAAUAUUUGACCAAAUAUUUGGGCACUCUGUAGCCCAGUCAAGUUGAAACAUAAUAUUAACCAUCAGGGCUGGUUGGUUAGCUCAGCUGGAUAGAGCAUGGUGCUGAUAACACUAAGGUCCAGGGUUCAAUUCCUGUACCAGUCACCUGCCAAAAGAAAACAAAAAACCAUCACAUCAAUCUCCUAACAGAUUUUCUGUCCCCUUUUCUUCCUGCUACUGAGAGGAGAAUGUUCAGAUCUCAACCUCUAAAUGUGCGUUUGUCAAGUUCUGCAUUCCUGGCAGGAUUCGCUUCAUGUACUUUGGGGUUCUGUCACUAGGUGUCUACUCAUUGACGAUUGUUGCAUUCUCCUGACUGCUUUGUCCUUUAUUAUUAAGAAAUGACUGUUUAGCUUAGUUGAUCAGGGUAAAGCCUUAUAACCCCAAGGUCAUGUGUUCAGAUCCCUGUACUAGCCAGCAGCCAGAAAAGAAAAAAUAAAUGAUAUAGGACAGAGCCAACCAUUUAGCUCAGUUCUUUAGAGCAUGAUGCUGAUAACACCAAGGUGCAGGGUUCCAUCCCUAUACCACCCAGCUGCCAAAAAAAAAAAAAAAAUGACAAUUUCAUCACCCCACAAAGUUUCCUCAUGUCCCUUUGCAGUCAUCCUCUUCCCUACCACUAUGCCCUGGAUACCAGUGGUCUAUGUACUAUCUCUGUACUUCUGCUUUUUACAGAAUUUAAUAAAAAUGCAAUCAUGUGCUUUGUA